This is a messenger RNA of Aethina tumida (small hive beetle), 2650 nucleotides long. It is a transcript of the gene MAPk-Ak2, whose product is annotated as MAP kinase-activated protein kinase 2. Gene Ontology annotation, cellular component: nucleus; cytoplasm. The coding region runs from base 247 to 1305 and encodes 352 amino acids. The record is from RefSeq and is a predicted model, not a curated record. Gene Ontology annotation, molecular function: calmodulin binding; mitogen-activated protein kinase binding; calcium/calmodulin-dependent protein kinase activity. Gene Ontology annotation, biological process: intracellular signal transduction; peptidyl-serine phosphorylation; protein autophosphorylation. The transcript is spliced from 6 exons. NCBI's taxonomy places the organism in Eukaryota, Metazoa, Arthropoda, Insecta, Coleoptera, Nitidulidae.
UGAGUAACUGGCUCGGUUGGAUAAGUCAAUUUUUGAAAAUAAAAUUACACACGUUAAGCAAAUAUUGAUAAUCGUUUAGAGUUAAUUUCGUGUAUUGACAUUAGUGCUCUCGUGUUUUUACCACAUUCCAUCUGUCAUUUGUCAAAACCUCCGUCACCGUUCAAAUAACAAAAUACGAUUAACAAAUUGCUGGGACGGUGUUGUGCACGGAUAAUUUAUGGUAAUACGAUUGUGGUCCAAUUUAAAAUGAAUUCGUUACGACAGAACCCGCGUACGCCUAAAAAAACACCCAUUACGGAUGAUUACGACAUAACAAAACGGGUGUUAGGUUUAGGGAUAAAUGGAAAAGUGGUGGAGUGUUCGUCGAAGGCGACCGGAGAGAAAUACGCGUUGAAGAUACUGGUUGACAGUGUCAAGGCCCGAAGGGAGAUGGAACUGCACUGGCAGGCGAGUGGUUGCAUUCACAUCGUAAACAUAAUCGACGUGUAUUCAAAUAAAUACAACAACAACAGCUGUUUACUGAUGGUCAUGGAAUGUAUGGAAGGUGGGGAACUAUUCCAAAGAAUACAGGAUCAACCAGAAGGCGCGUUCACUGAAAGGGAGGCGGCGCAGGUGAUGCACGAGAUAUGCAUUGCAGUGAAAUACUUGCACGAUUUGAACAUUGCACACAGAGAUCUGAAGCCGGAGAAUUUGCUGUAUUCAAGAAAGGAUACUCACGGUGUACUUAAACUGACCGACUUCGGAUUUGCCAAAGAGACCAGUGUUCAAAACACAUUACAGACACCAUGCUAUACACCUUAUUAUGUUGCGCCAGAAGUUCUGGGCCCCGAAAAAUACGACAAGAGCUGUGAUAUUUGGUCCUUGGGUGUGAUAAUGUACAUCCUUUUGUGUGGUUAUCCGCCGUUCUACAGCAACCACGGCCUAGCGAUCUCCCCGGGCAUGAAGACCAGGAUCCGCAUGGGCCAGUACACGUUCCCCGAUCCGGAAUGGAAGAACGUCAGCGAGGACGCCAAGGAACUGAUCAACGGCAUGCUGAACGUCGAUCCGGCCAAGCGGCUGACCAUCGAACAAGUCAUGCACAACAGAUGGAUCGCUCAAUACACGGCGGUGCCGCAGACCCCGCUGCACACGAACAAGAUGCUGAAGGAGGGCGUGGAGACGUGGCCGGAGGUGCAGGAGGAGAUGACCCGUUCGUUGGCCACGAUGCGCGUCGACUACGAUCAGGUGCAGAUCAAAACGUUGGAGAACUCGAGCAAUCCCCUGUUGAACAAGCGCCGCAAAAAGGCCGGCGCCGUCAAGUCAUAAUUGUUUGUUAGGUGGUUGCUGUUCUUUAUUUGCGGCGGCAGCCGCAGCUGGGGUUCGUGCCACAAGUAAAGAACGGCAACUACGUCUUAUACACACUAUUUUUUUUUUUAGUUUUAAAUUUAUCUGAACAAAUGUGUUUGUAUAUAAAAGCUCAAUUAUUGCGAUUUUUGCCAGUACUUCUCGAAAUUUAUUGAAUUUGUGCUUUAUUGUAAUGUUUUAAUUACAUACUAAAUUUUUUAUAGAAUGUUGGUGCAAUUCACGUGUUUGUUAUACAUAGUUUUUUUCGUAUUGUUUCUUAUACUGCAUUUUAUUGUGUAGAAAAUUAUUUGAUUAGCAUAAUUUUAUUAGUAUACAUCACGUCUUUAUUCAAAAGAAUCUAAACGUCAUGGCUUGUGGAGCCAUAUUUAGUUUUAUAGACCUAUAAGAUUUACGAUGAAAUCACUGAAAUCUGACAACUCAUAUCAUAAUGUUUUUCUUUUUUUGGACCAACAGGAUGCAUCAUCCUACACUUUGACAAAAUAUUAAGACUAUUUUCAGUGACUUCAUGGAUAUUUUUUAGUUGCACGUUGUUUGUUCUGGAUUGGCCCUUUAAUUAGAUCUCCCGGCUUCAUUUGAUGUGUCUGAUCUCCUUUUUACUGUUGUGUUUUGGUACCACCUUGAUGGAUAAAUUAAUUGGCCAACUCCAGACUUGAUUGAAAAUUCUACUUAAACUAAUGAAGUAUUAAAAAUUAUAAAUUAUGUACUUUUUAUUUAUUGUUUCAUAAAGUUUAACUUAAUAUUAAGAAUAGUGCCUUCAUAAAUAGACUUAAACCAAGACUAAAGAUUAAAUCAUAAUAAUAUAAAUAAACUAGAAGUCGAAAGUGGUUAAUAAUUAAUCAUUUCGCCUUCAACAUCUUAGAAAAUGUCUGUAUUUGUACGUCAGUGUAAAAAUACAAACAUUUCGUAGACUGUAUUAAGUACUUUUUUUCAUUCUUAUAUUCCUCAUUAACACUAGAACAAUAAAUCACGUACUGAUGUCCGAAAUGUAUAUGAAAUCGUAGAUUUUGGCUGCAUUGGAGGACAAAAAAUUGUGCUUAAAUUAGUUUUAUAGCCCGCAGUGUUAUUAGUGCAAUACAAAUUCAAAAGUUGCUUUACUUCCUCAAAUUUAUCGGUCAGAGAACAAAUUUUUUGGACAAGUAAUGUUAGAUUAAUUGCGUACUUCGGCACAGUUCCAUUUUAGUUUGUUUCACAAAAAAAAAAAAAACUAAAAGGGAUACAUUUACGUAAAUGUAUGUGUUUUAAUUUUGUAAUAUACAUAAUUUUAAUUAUAGUUAUGUGAUAAAAAAUAUAUUUAAGAUUGAACUUA